GAAUGGUAUAGAAAUAGAUCGAGGUGUAGAUCUGAUGAGGUGGUGAGCUCGAUGGCUGCCAGCACGGCCACUGGUCUUGCGAUCACGAAUCCCUUGGUCAAGUACAGGGCAUUGCUUGCGACUCGUGCCAUUGCUCCUGAUCCAGCCCAACAUCGAUUAGCAAUCCAUUUGGCAAAACUUUACGAUCGUCUCAAGGACUACGAGCCAGAAUUGGAAUACAGUCACAAACUUGAUCAGAUUUCUCGAGCAGUAAACGCACAGCGUCGAUAUGGAUCAGGCUCAGAAGAUGACAUUGCGCCGAGAAGAAGCAUUUGGCGCGAGUUCUUCGCAGCCAAGGAGAGAAGAGACUCGUUGGCACUUACUCGAAAGCUGACAUCUCAUGAGUCGGCACUCCAGAUGGACUCACCCAAAGGCCUCAUGCUCCACGGAGAAGUUGGAACUGGAAAGUCGAUGCUGAUUGAUCUGUUCGCGGACUGUCUGCCAAACAGGAAAAAGCGGCGCAGUCAUUUCAACACCUUCAUGCUGGAGACUUUUGCCAAGCUGGAAGCCUUACGUUCUGAUCGCAUGAGAAUGGAAAGAUCCAGUCUUUAUUCUCAGCUGAGUUUUGCGGAGGACGAUUAUUCGUUGCUCUGGUUAGCAAAGGAAAUGAUACAAACAUCACCCAUAUUGUUCUUGGAUGAAUUUCAAAUGCCAGAUAGAGCGGCAAGCAAGAUUUUGACAAAUCUGAUGACCAGUUUCUUUCAACUUGGAGGGGUCCUGGUGGCGACGAGUAAUCGCAUGCCUGAGGAAUUGGCCAAGGCCGCCGGUAUUAGCUAUGCGCCGCCCGCUGAGCAGAGGAGUUUUGGGUGGCAGUUUGGACUCGGAAGGCGACGACAGCCGUCUGGCAGAUAUGGAAGCUACAACGAAUUCGCGGCAUUCUUGGACGUGCUGAAGGCUAGGUGCGAAGUGUGGGAAGUUGAAGGCUCGAGAGAUUUCAGGCGACUGGAAAGUGGCAGUGUCGCCCCCGUGAAGGACAUCGACUCGCUGAUAGAGGAUGCCCCGGGCUCUGGAGAUGGCUCUGCCGAUACUCUGUUGACUCCCGCUGUUGAGAAUAUCGAUUCCGCCGAGAAGCCUGAAGUCCAGCUACCCAAACACUUUAAUGUGGCAGCAGAAGGUGCUACAACAUUGACCGAUGCUGCUAUCGGCGAAGCGCUCGGCGGGAAAUCUGUUGCCGCUUGGGCGCCAGCCACAAUGAUCGUAUAUGGCAGAAAAGUAAGGGUUUCCAGGUCGCACGAGGGUGUUACUAUGUGGACCUUCGACGAACUUUGUAAAGGAACGUACGGCCCCGCUGACUACAUCUCCUUGGCUUCGACCUACCACACCCUAGUACUGACAGAUGUGCCCGUACUCAACUGGCUCAUGAAAAACGAGGCGCGUCGCUUCAUCACACUUCUUGAUGCACUGUACGAAUGCCGAUGCAAGCUGUUCGUCUCAGCAGCAGCAGGGCCCGACGACAUCUUCUUCCCCGAGGAGAAGAAGCGAGCGGAGGAAGGUGACAGUGGAGACUCAGUCUACUCUGAAACACUCUCUGAAGUCUACCAGGAUGCAACUGCACCUUUCAGGCCGAAUGUGUUGACGCAGAAUCCCAACUACAGCGAGCCGGAAAACGAGCCGGACUAUACGCAUGCUCGGCUUGCCGGAAUCCUUCAGGCCGAUGCGAAAAGUGAUGCACUUGAAGACGGCACGCCGAUUUCAAGAGGUGCGGUCGGCGGUUCGUCAAGCAGCCCAUUCGGUCGGUCGUUCGGCAGAACCGAUGCGGAGCUCGAACGGAAGCCGAUCGAUCCCGACGAGGUGCGGUACUCGGCUCGACCGAACUUUCAGAAGACAUCAGCUUUCACUGGAGAGGAUGAGCGCUUUGCAUACAAACGUGCCCAGAGCAGAUUGUGGGAAAUGUGUUCCGCCCGUUGGUGGCAGAGGGAUGAACCGGGUUGGCAUCGUCCGACCCCCAAGGAGGUUCGCCGCUGGGAGGAUCCAGAAAUCGACCCUGCAGCUGGUGCAGAAACGUUCACCGGUACUACGGAAAUUCGCAUGGGAGCUUCCACAGAAGAUACCACGCGACCACCGGAAAGCUUCAAAAGAUAUGAUGGCGGACCGUUCAAGCCGAAACUUGAGCCCGCGCGCAAAAUUAGCUGGACGCAUGCUUGGGGCCUUGGAGAGUGGGGGAAAAGAGCUGGAGCAUGGGGUAAGGGUGUCGAUGGAUUGAAAGACCGCGGAAGUGAGAAGUGAUAGAUGCAUUCAUGCAGGUAAUUCACCGCCACCCUAUGCAGUAGCCUGAAAGAGGAAUUGCAAAUUUGAGUUCGAUGCAAGCGUGACAACGAGGAGGAAUACUUCCGUUUGG
Messenger RNA from Cercospora beticola, 2377 nucleotides. RefSeq lists its product as uncharacterized. Lineage: Eukaryota; Fungi; Ascomycota; Dothideomycetes; Mycosphaerellales; Mycosphaerellaceae. The record is from RefSeq and is a predicted model, not a curated record. Gene Ontology annotation, molecular function: ATP binding; ATP hydrolysis activity. Gene Ontology annotation, cellular component: cytoplasm; mitochondrion.